Fomitiporia mediterranea MF3/22 is the source of this 2432-nucleotide messenger RNA. RefSeq lists its product as uncharacterized. The record is from RefSeq and is a predicted model, not a curated record. Lineage: Eukaryota; Fungi; Basidiomycota; Agaricomycetes; Hymenochaetales; Hymenochaetaceae. The transcript is spliced from 21 exons. Bases 1429 to 2418 code for a protein of 329 amino acids.
ACAAUUCGUAACUUUUCUAAAUUAUCCAAUCGACGGAGCAUUUUCAUCGCCACGCCUGCGAAUUGGCACUUCUCUGUGUUACCUACUGAGUUCGGGCAGAUUUCAUCUUUCGAGCGACAGGCCUAAAUAGGAGCAUGUUCGCGUACAUCUACAAGUGUCCGGUCGAUAUCACGAGCCAAUUUUGAAUCGGGGAAUUUCGUCGUUACCUGUGCAAUACAAUGGCUAAGGUAAUUGACUGAGACGAAGGCACCUUUUGAAAGGAAACGUAGCUCGUUCCCAAGCCAUUAUGAAUUGUACUAUAAUAUACAACAAUACCUCGGCAUCUUUGGACACCGUUCUUCAUUUGUCUGUGGAUUUUCCCGGCAAGGAGCAUCAUUUGGGGCACUGCGCUGGAUCGAGUAAUAUGUUCUGUUCUUCCCAUAAGGUGCCUUGCUCCACGACCAACCCUCAGCUGUCUCCAAACAUGCACACUCUCGGAGCGUUCCUCUCAAUAUCACAAGCGCAGCACGCGAAGCCCAGUACGUCUUAAAAUACCAUCCCGGCGCUUCUAGAUCUCCUCCUUGGCAAAGUCCCAUCAUUUAGGGAGCAAUCGUGGUGAUCAACUCUAUAUUUUCAUUGGUUUCACCUUUGUCUAUCGAUACGGAUUCCGACUUGCGACUGGUUUCGUUUUCUCACAGCGACACAUUCAUUGGAAGUUACGAUCUGAUAUUGGUCAACUCGAUUCAUACAUGUCAAUAAUAGCUAUCUCCCAGCUCCGCCGUUUCACUCUCACUAUCGUCCGAAUGGCGCUGUACACACGAUGCGAUCAGCUCCGCAAAGCGGGAAAGUAUCUCCCGCCAGUUCGCCAUGUGAACAAAACUACAUUGCAUCAACUUCGCGAACGUUCUGUGGCGCCUCAAGAGCCGUUUCCGAUCACUAUUUGGCCUGAACGAGCACUCUGUCGAGGAUCUCUGGGCGCUGCUAUCAACGUCGUGUCUCCAAAGGUGAAAGUCGCUGCACUAUGUUUGUCGCUCAUGAGAGUGGUUACAGACAAGAUUGCUGGAUCCCCCGGGAAUCCUUUGAGAUGCAACGGCAUGGAACAGACAGGAUACAAAAGAAAUAACGACUCCGAAGCGGAACUGGACUCACGUAAUGUUAAUUAGCCGAAUCCGCUAAUUGCGAUGACCAAAUAUAGCAAUUUAAUCGAGAUUCUGAACGGAUUUCCGUCGGGUUAGUUCCCUUCAACGGAAGCGAAUCCGAUCAAUCACCUAGCAUUGAUCAGGGGGAAAACGAGAAGGGGUUCCUAUCUAUCCCCGGGGGAUCGCACCACUUAUUAUAAAUCAUUGAGAUAACUAUAGUCGAGCAGCUUGGCGACUUAUAACCCAGAAACGAGUAGUCCUCGACGUCGUCCCGAAACCUCCUCCUCUUGCCCCGACACGCGUCAUCAGAAUGAGUCUCAGCCAAUACACCGACGGAAUGUCCCUGGCGGACCAACUCAAGCUGCUUGACCAAACCGUUCAAGACCAGCAGACAUCAAAAUAUAUUGAUACCGUUGCGGUUACGGCGCUCCUUUACGACAUUUUGAUAACAAUUGACCGGUAUGUCGACUUUGUCUGGAAGAUGCACUUGACGUUUGGGAAGAUCCUAUACUUCCUUGUCCGUUAUCCAGUUGCAAUCGAAGGAAUUAUGUGGUUUAUAUAUUCUGUAAAGCUUGAUUCUGUCAUUGGAUUGUUAGUGAACUACAACACUUGUAAACUCGAAACGAUUCUCGGAAUAUGGGGCUCUCUUAUAUUUCUAAUCCCGCUUCAAAUGCUCAUAGCUUUGAGAACAAUCGCGCUGUGGAGCAGAAACCCUGUGGUCAUUGCAAUACUAGUGACUGUCGCUGUGGCAGCUGAUACAAUCGUCCUUGUUAUUCUCAGCCGCAUAACUCGCGGUUUCUCCUUCACCAUAGAUCCAACCAUUCGCCAAUUGUUUGGCUGUUCUGGUGCCGCCCUUCACGUCGAACCGUCUGAUUCAAUUCCAGCAUGGGGUGCGGUGAUCGCAUUCGAUACGACCAUCUUCAUAUUGACCUUGACGAAGUCGCUCAGUUCAUACAAGGCGUCACAGGGACGUUUACUCACCAUCCUUAUCCGGGACGGCUUCAUGUAUUACGCCGUCAUGCUAGGGAUCGCCCUUAUAAAUUUAUGUCUUCUCAUUGGCCUACCAACAUCCCGCAUAGCCCUUGCAAGCGCAUUAACGCCUUUCAUCCGCGCGAGCUUCAGUAUCAUUGGUAGUCGCUUGACUCUGAAUCUCCGCGAUGCAGCAACAAAUAGAUCAACUACAAUGAGUGAAGGUGUGUUGGGUCAGGAAGUGAGGCUUGUAGACAUUCGAAAGGGACAGACUAAGACGAAUACAACGACUACAACGACUACAUCGGGCACCCUUAGCACAAUUCCCUAAUGGCUCAUACAUUA